Molecule: messenger RNA, 745 nt
Organism: Diorhabda sublineata
Lineage: Eukaryota; Metazoa; Arthropoda; Insecta; Coleoptera; Chrysomelidae
Exons: 2
Coding region: 76-570 (164 amino acids)
Biological process (GO): defense response to bacterium
Cellular component (GO): extracellular region
Source: RefSeq, a predicted model, not a curated record
AAAUUUACAACUGACUUCUUGUGAUUCAGUACCAAACAUUUCGAGACAAAGUCAAGUUGAAAGAAACUUUCAAUAAUGAAGAGCAUUAUUUUAGUUUUAGCAAUAACAACAGCCGCUUCAUCUCUGCCGAUUGAUAUAAUUCAAGAUGAAAAUGAUCAAGAAUAUUUGGUGAAUCCACUCGAAAGACAAAAAAGAGACUUGACAUGGGGUGCAAAUCAAAAUGGUUAUUCGUUAGGACAAAAAGGUACGCUUUGGAGUAACGAUCAUCACCAAGUCGAUGGUGAAUACGGUGCAUCGAAGGCUUGGAAUUCACACGGGCUUAAACCUGACUCGUAUAGAGGCGAAUUGGAUUACUCCCAUAAACCUUCGGGCUCCACAGCUUUUGUUGCUGCUAAUAGAAUUCCAGGCUAUGGCACUGAUGGAGCUGCUGGAUUGAAAUACAGCAUAGCUCAAGGAAAAAAUUAUAAUGUAGAUCUAACAGGUCAAUACACACGGCAUUAUGGAGGACCUGGUGGUACAGGUAAGCCCGAAGGGCAACUGCUUUUAACAGGGGAAUACAGAUUUCCAUAAUGAUAGAUUCUUAAUUUAAUAUUUUUGUUUGUUUAUUAAAUAUUAAAAAUAAUAUAUAAAAUGUAGUGUUUCAUUCAAUUGAGUAUCUAACGAUAAAUUAUGAGAAAAAAUCCUGAUUGUUACCUCCAUCUGUGGUAUUUUAUAACUUACAAUUUUUUUCUUGGAGAUUUGAAUU